Rhizopus microsporus ATCC 52813 is the source of this 1851-nucleotide messenger RNA. RefSeq lists its product as uncharacterized. Lineage: Eukaryota; Fungi; Mucoromycota; Mucoromycetes; Mucorales; Rhizopodaceae. The coding region runs from base 1 to 1851 and encodes 616 amino acids. Gene Ontology annotation, molecular function: DNA-binding transcription factor activity, RNA polymerase II-specific; zinc ion binding. The transcript has 3 exons. Gene Ontology annotation, biological process: regulation of DNA-templated transcription. The record is from RefSeq and is a predicted model, not a curated record.
AUGGCCAGAAGAGCACCCUGUCAAUAUUGUAAGCAGAGAAGAAGGAAAUGUGAAAGAAGCUGCGAAUCAGAACCAUGUACUCGGUGUAUCAAAAUGAAAAGAAAAUGCAUACCUCAAGAGUUUUCGAGUAGUAGUGAUUCUAGUGUAGGAGAUGAUGACGAAGUAAAUGAAAGAAGAUAUAAUGACCUGUACCAACAAAUUGAAGAAUUACAAAUUGAACUACAUAAUCUUGAAAUUGAUCUGAAUAAACAAAGGUCAACCGCAGCACUUAUUAAAAGCGAACCCACGUGGACUUUGCAGAUCGAGAAUGGACAAUUACGGCUUCAGACUGAAAUCAAGAGCUUUGAAGAACUAUCACUCUAUGGAAAGGCAUUCUUACGCUAUCUGUCACCUUUUGGAAACACAUUUAAAAAAGUUUCAUUAGUGUUUGAAAAUGCCCAGCCAUAUGCGCUUCAUAAGGCUAUAACAGACUUAACCAGGCUAGCUGUUGAUAAUGGCAGUGCAAACAAUAACAUGUAUUCAAAUAGCAUGAUAGCACGUUAUAUAAAACCAGAAGCAUUCAUUGAUGGACUGAUCGAUAUACACUUUCAUUGCUUCGAUGUCUGGUUACAGGCAAUCCAUGAACGCUCAUUUAGGAAGAGAAUAGAAAAGAUAAACAAACUAGAGGAUCCCACAACACUAGCGAUUUGUGCGAGCGCAUCUGUGCACAUAUGUCGACAUAGUUUUCUCAAUUCACAAGAAAAGAGAUAUGUUGGUGAAUACUUUUAUAAAAAAUGUAUGGAAAAGUUAAUAGAUAUGUUUGAUGAUCCAGAACGAGAAUUGGAGUCACUCGUCAUUAUAAACAUAAUUCAACCAUUCUUGUUUACCACGAUGAGAUUUAACGAAUGCAAGAAAUGGUCUUCUAUCGCUUGGAUACUCGCAGAGAGCUUGACUAAAAAGCACCCAGGCUACGCAAACGGAGACGCAUCGCUAGAUAUGAAUACUCGAAUAUUUUAUGCAACGAUUCACCGUAACCAUCUGGCUGCACGUGGCAUUUUAUCCAUAGUUGACCUCUUCUUCAAUCAUCGAUGCGAAUGCAUUGAACAUAUUCCUUGUCGAUUUGACUUCUUACCUGAUGAAAAUUCCCUAAUAAGAUACUCGUUUGAAGCAUUAAACUACGUUAUACAGCUUGAAUCACAUCCAUUCAUGAGUAGAGUGCACAAACGUACGAUGAAAGCACUUGUAGGAGAAAAAAUAGAUUUGACCUUUGAAGAUAUCGUAUGUCACGAGGGUUUUCUGGUCGAAUGGUGGCAGAACCUUCCGGAAUAUAUGAAGAUCAGUGAAGAACCUUACAAUUGUACUAAAGAAUUGAUCGAUUCGUGCAAUAGUGUCCAGAAGCUGACCAUGUCUCUAUAUAUUCACAGUGUGGCUAUAAACAUUCACGCAAACCUUGUGAAUAUAAAGAUCAAUGGCAAUACAGCACAAAUCGUAAAAGAUAAAGCAAUCUAUUUAGCAUUGUAUGCUGCCGAAAUCAUCUUAAUCUUGGCUAAAAAGAUUGAAAAUCUAGAAGAGAUUUGUUUCUCUACAGGAAAAUUACUGUUCAGAGUCAUGGAUGCUCUUACGUUUCUCGUGCAAAGCAAAGAUCCCUCGGUUACAUUAUCAACAAGAAAGAAAAUUGAAGAAUACAUGACUGUAUUUGAAAGCGUGAUAUAUUUGGAUCAAGAAGUUGCCACACAUACUUCACCUCUAACCUUGAUUUCAUCCACUUCAUCCGUAUCUAUUCAAGAAUUGUACAAAAAUUAUCCCCUCCCUGCACAAGCAUUACUGUUUGACGUUGUACACAAAACAAUCAAGGAUGUUAUAAAUGUAUAA